GACGCACCGCGCGAGAGUAACCCUAAUGUUAAUAAUCGUUAUUAUCCGAGGAUGACAGUUUAUACUUAAAGCUCGUGUCCACAAACUGCCUGACUCAGCGCGAGGAGACGAGCCGUGUCGUUCCGAUGGUGCGCAAAGUCCCGCGGACACAUCCUGGGAUAACUUGCACACACAGCCGAGCGCGUUUCUAAUGUAACACGGUGUUACAUGUUCAUUUCACCGGAGCGUUACUGUGGAGAAGAGCGGGGAACGGGAGCUUCACGGGAGUGCCCGCCUGCCGGAGCGACAUCAUAGAUUUCCUGCGCUAUCGCAGCGGAGAGAGGGGGAGGAGGAGUGUGGAGAGCGCUGAUUCACGGCUUGCAGGAGGAGGGAGAGCCGUGCGGACGACCUGGCUCUGAAGAUCCAUCUCUAAUCUUAAAAUAUCGACACCCCCCCCCCCCCCCACCGCCGCCUCCUCCUCCUCCCUCGUCAUUGACAGCUCUGCGACCCGGUCAAUCCGUCAGACAGGGAGGAUCUGUGGAGGAGGGCGCCAAAGGCAGAGAGGAGAGGACGAUCACCUCUGGACGGCUUGAUCCAAUCUCCAGCACCGAGCAGGCUGGAGAGCUGCCUACAGGAGGGGACACAUCCAACCUGCGGAUCCACUGAGGCUGCGGAGAGGGUGAUCUGACCAGCACCAUAAUAAUAUUAAUAAUACAGGAGCUAUUUCUACAUAAACUCCCCGGAAUACAAAUCCAGGUGGUGGGUGGAGAUAAAGCACAGCCCAGUGCUGGAUCCCAGAGGGCCUGUCAGCGUGGUAAGGACCCUUGAGACGAAGGAGGGUGCAUGGAGGGUUCAAGGCCCGUGAAGCCGGGGUCGUCGGCCUGCCUCUGGUUGGGGCUGGUCUCUGUGGCUGUAGCCUUCCUCUGCACAGAGGCCCGCACCACUCCUAGCCCUCUGCUGACCCCCAGCAAUGCGACCUGCGCGGGAAACUCCAAAUGUAAAGCGGGGAUCAUCCUGCCCAUCUGGUAUCCCGAGGAUCCCUCCAUGGGAGACAAGAUUGCACGGGUCAUUGUGUAUUUUGUGGCCAUGAUCUACAUGUUUCUCGGAGUGUCCAUCAUUGCAGACCGAUUCAUGGCGGCCAUCGAGGUCAUCACCUCCCAGGAGAGGGAACUUGUCAUCAAAAGGCCCAAUGGGGAAACUACCACCACCACGAUUCGGGUGUGGAAUGAAACGGUCUCGAACCUCACCCUCAUGGCCUUGGGCUCCUCCGCCCCGGAGAUUAUGCUCUCUGUAAUAGAGGUUUGUGGACACGGGUUCAAAUCUGGAGAGCUCGGGCCAGCUACUAUUGUCGGCAGUGCAGCCUUCAAUAUGUUUGUCAUCGUCGGCAUCUGCGUGUCUGUAAUUCCCCAAGGAGAAGUACGCAAGGUCAAACACCUCAGAGUGUUCUUCAUCACUGCAGGCUGGAGCAUCUUUGCUUACAUCUGGCUCUACAUGAUUCUGGCCGUGUUUUCUCCCAACGAGGUCCAGGUGUGGGAGGGUCUGCUCACGCUGGCCUUCUUCCCCAUAUGUGUGCUCCUCGCGUGGGUCGCCGACAGACGACUGCUCUUCUACAAGUUCAUGCACAAGAAGUACCGCACCGACAAACACCGAGGUGUCAUCAUCGAGUCGGAGGCGGAGCGCGCCAAGGGGAUUGAGAUGGACGGCAAGAUGGUCAACUCUCAUUUCAUGGACGGAGGAGUGGCGAGCAAUCUCAUCGGUUUGAUCGAGAGCAAAGAAGUAGACGAGUCCCGGCGCGACAUGAUCCGCAUCUUGAAAGACCUGAAGCAGAAGCACCCGGAGAAAGAGAUGGACCAGCUGGUGGAGAUGGCCAACUACUACGCUCUCUCACACCAGCAAAAGAGCCGCGCCUUCUACCGCAUCCAAGCUACGCGCAUGAUGACGGGCGCAGGAAAUAUCCUGAAGAAGCAUGUCGCAGAGCAGGCGAAGAAGAGCAUCAGCGUGCAGGAGGUGCACGUGGAGGAGCCAGAAGAGUACAUGUCUCGGAUUGCGUUCGAUCCUUCCGUCUACCAGUGCCUCGAGAACUGUGGCGCCGCCAUCCUGACCGUCACCAGAAAGGGUGGCGACAUCAACCAGACGAUCUACGUGGAUUAUAAGACGGAGGAUGGCUCGGCUAACGCCGGGGCCGACUACGAGUUCUCAGAGGGCACGGUAGUGUUCAAACCAGGAGAGAUGUUCAAGGAAAUAAACAUUGGCAUCAUAGACGACGACAUCUUUGAAGAGGACGAGCACUUUUUUGUGCGGCUGGGUAAUCUGCGCGUCCUGGAGACGGAGGACGAGGUGCUGUCCCCCAACAGCCUCCCGUACCCCAAGGCCCUGCUGGGCUUCCCCACUGUGGCCACUGUGACCAUUCUGGAUGACGAUCAUUCGGGCAUCUUCACCUUUGAGAGCAGCUCAGUGCACGUCAGUGAGAGCAUGGGUAUCAUGGAGGUGAAAGUGAUCAGGACCUCUGGAGCGAGGGGAACCAUCAUUGUGCCUUUUCGCACCGUGGAGGGACUCGCCAAAGGAGGAGGGGAGGACUUCGAAGACACCUACGGAGAGCUUGAGUUCAAAAACGACGAGACCUGGUUAAAGAGAGCGAGUAGACACGAUGUCAUCGACAUGUACGAGCUUAUCAUAGAUGAUGAUGUCAUGUGUUUCUGUGCACCAAUCACAGUUCAGUAUCGUCACAUGAUGACUUCUCUCUCCGCAGACACCUUCGCCAGUAAGGUAUCAGCCGUGCAGGACACCUACGCAGAUGCCUCCAUCGGGAACGUGACCGGCAGCAACGCCGUCAACGUCUUCCUGGGAAUCGGCCUGGCCUGGUCGGUGGCGGCCAUCUACUGGCACACGAAGGGGAAGCCGUUUGUGGUGGAGGCCGGCUCGCUCGCCUUCUCCAUCACCCUCUUCACCAUCUUCGCCUUCCUGGCCAUCUCGGUGCUGCUUUACCGGCGCAGGGCCCACAUCGGGGGGGAGCUGGGCGGGCCCCGGGGACACAGACUGGCCACGUCAGCCUUCCUCUUCGGCCUGUGGUUCCUCUACAUCCUGUUCUCCAGUCUGGAGGCCUACUGUCAUAUACAGGGCUUCUGAAGCAUACGACACGCUGUACUCUCACGUAGUCUGGUGUGGUAUGUCAGGACAGGAGAGGUUUGGUUUUCAGACACCUCCCUCCCUCUCUCCCCCCCCCCCCACCAACCCCUUCUGUAAGGACACUCGGGGUGAGUGUCCUGCCCCCCCCGGCUGCAGGAGAGGAGCACCUGUGUGUGCUUACAGUUGGGAUUGGGCCGGGCCACUGGAAGAGACUGCAGUCUUAUAUCCGGAGAGAGUUGAGUUAAUCAGAGGUCUAUAUUUUUCUCAACAUCUGACGAGAACUACUUUUUUAAAAAGUAUUUUGGGGAUAAAAAUGCAAAAAAAAACAUAAAACAAAAAAAAAACACACACACACACAAAGAGGAUUUAAAGAAGUAUGUUCUGAUCUACGCUAACAAAUAGCAAAAGAUAUUAUCGUAAUAUGUUGUUGAGUGACAGGGGGAUGGAUUUAUAGUAUUUAUUUUUUAUUUGCAUAGUUUCUUAAGGAGCACUGCAGAGUUCUCAGAAAUCACACGAAGAAGGAGAAGGAGAAGAAGAAGGAGAAGGAGAAGAAGGAGAAGAAGAAGAAGGAGGAGAAGAAGAAGGAAGAAGGAGAAGAAGAAG
Messenger RNA from Cottoperca gobio, 3708 nucleotides. It is a transcript of the gene slc8a3, whose product is annotated as solute carrier family 8 member 3. Gene Ontology annotation, molecular function: calcium:sodium antiporter activity. Gene Ontology annotation, cellular component: sarcolemma; axon; postsynapse. The transcript has 3 exons. Lineage: Eukaryota; Metazoa; Chordata; Actinopteri; Perciformes; Bovichtidae. The record is from RefSeq and is a predicted model, not a curated record. Bases 823 to 3105 code for a protein of 760 amino acids. Gene Ontology annotation, biological process: sodium ion transmembrane transport; cell communication; calcium ion import across plasma membrane.